AUGUCGUACGGGGACAGGAACGGCAGUUCCCCUUAUGGCUACCGGUCGUACAUGUCGCCGCCGUCGGAGGCUGGAUCAUACGAAUCAUCGGGCCGAUCGAAUGCUCCACCACCAACAGCUCCACGACCUAGUUAUACACCCGUUCAGCCAGUUCAUAAUCAGGUAGGUCUAAAUUUCUAACAAAAAGAAUAUUAACUUACUUUUAUAAGAUGGGUACACUGCUUUUGAUUGUUUUGGGUAAUAGAAGUGGACUUUGGAGAAAAUUUUUGAGCUUGAAAUCAAGAUGCAUAUCUAUUGAUGUUUCUAAAAUAUAAUUUAUCAACAAGAGAACACAUUAAACGUUUCAAAAAUAUGGUUUUAGUACGACUACCGUCAAUCCCCACGACAAGAUGGUACCAGCUUUUACCAGACAAACAGAAUCGCGUCUCCACCCCCACCACGUCGCGAAUAUAAAGCACAAGCCGCCAAUGUAAUCGAAGAUGAUUAUAUUCAAGAUGAAACUGUUGAUUUCGAACAGAAUCGGAUUCAAACAUUGAAAAAUGAACGUAUUCACAUUCAGAAGAAGACCUUUACAAAAUGGGUGAAUUCCUACUUGGAGAAGGUAAGAAUUUUUUUAUUGAUUAUAAAAAUAUAUUGACAAUAAGUUAAAUUUCAUAUAUCUUACAUCGAGAUGCAUCUAUUUGUUCAAAAUCUCUUUUGCCAAAAAACAUAGUUUUACAAAGUGAAACUCUUGGCCCGCUUUUAUGAUUUUGAGACAAGUUUUUCUUAUCACCGUAGUAAAACGUAAAUAGUAAAAUACGAUGCAGUUUCUAACCUCAUUAUCUAUAUAUUACUUUUAUAAAAUUCUUUACUUAUUAUAUUGUUUUAGGCCGGUCUAAAGAUCGACGAUCUCUUCACAGACUUUGGAGAUGGCGUGUUGUUCAUGAAGUUCUUGGGCAUUAUAAGUGGAGAAGACCUUGGCAAAGCCAACAGAGGAAAGAUGCGGGUUCAGAAAGUUGAAAACUUGAAUAUUUGUUUGGAUUUUCUCAAAAGAAAACGAAUUCAGGUAAGAUUUUUGGAAAUUUAGGUAACAUUGUGUUCAGAAGGCAGUAAGCUAGUUUAGCCUCUUUUGUUUUUAUGAACUGGGGAAUAAUUAUUAAUUGUCUUUUAUAAUUUCAGCUUGAAAACAUUGGUGCCGUUGAUAUCUUGGACAGGAACGAGGAUCUUAUCCUUGGUUUGAUCUGGACCAUCAUUCUCCGAUUCACCAUCGAGAAUAUUGAGAUUGAAUCCAAAGAAAGUGGAGAAAAGAAGCACGCAAAGGAAGCCUUGUUGUUGUGGGUACAACGAAAAGUGGCAGACUAUCCGAAUGUUCGUGUGGACAACUUUACGACCAGUUGGCGGAAUGGAAUGGCCUUUAAUGCUCUUAUCCAUGCUCAUCGACCAGAUUUGGUGACAAACAUUGAGCUUCUGAAUCCCUCAGAUGCUAUUGGAAACCUGAAUCAAGCUUUCGACAUUGCUGAGAAGAGUUUGGACAUUGCUCGACUCUUGGAUGCUGAAGAUAUUAAUGUAGCUCAUCCGGAUGAGAGGUCUAUUGUCACUUAUGUAUCAUUAUAUUACCAUCAUUUUGCCAAACAAAAGACUGAGAUGACCGGAGCGAGGAGAAUUCACAAGGUUGUUAAUGAUCUAAUCGCUCAAGAACAACUUCAAGAUCAAUACGAACAGAUCUCGUCGAGUUUGUUGAUUUGGAUUCAAGAGACUAUCGACCGGUUGAACGGCAGAGACUUCCCCAAUUCGUUGGCUGAAAUGCAAGAAGUUUUGGCAGCCUUUAAUCAUUACAGAAAUGGAGAAAAGCCACCGAAACUGAAGGAGAAAGGUGAUCUCGAGGCAUUGUUGUUCACUUUACAGACCAAAAGAAGUGCCAUGAAGAGAGAUAGAUAUCAUCCGCCUCAAGGUAAGUUAAAAUAGCUUUAAAAUUUUAAAAUGAUAUUAAGCUGAUCAAAAGUUAAAAUUUAAGGUCAUUAAAGAUGGCAGACCAUUUUCGGAUAAAAAAAAUUUUUUUUCUUAGUGUCUACUAUAAUAUUUUUCGUAUUUUGUAUAGUAAAACGAGCAUUUUUUUCAGGUUUAUCAAUCGAAAUCAUUGAGCAAGCUUGGAUAAGAUUGGAAAAAGCCGAAAAUGAGCGUCAAAUCGCUUUGAUCGAAGAGCUACAACGUCAAGAACGUCUCGAAUCCAAUGCCAAACUGUUCUACAAGAAGGCGGAGAUGCGCGACCGAUGGUUGGCCGAAAUCUUCAAAGUUUUGAACUCCCUGGAGGUUGGAAACACCGCUCCACGUGUAGAACAAGCUCGCCAACUGUUGAAGGCGAUUCGAACCGAAGCCGACGCUAAAAUCGACCGUUUCACCGCGUUAACCAAGCUGGCUGAUGAACUGCACAUUGCUGGUUAUCAUGGUGCAGAGUCAGUUCGACGGUGUGAGCGUGAAAUCAGCGAACGCUACGGUGUGUUCCAGCACAUGAUUAAUGAUAGAGAGAGGGAGAUUCAGAGGCUUUUGGACUUGACCUUCUUGAUCCGUGACAUUGACACGCUACAGGCCGAACUGACACAACUGGAGCCGGCUGCCCGUAACCGUGAUGUGGGCAAGCACCUUAUGGCCAUUGACGAUCUACUUCAGAAGCAUGAACUUGUUAUCACCAAUUUGAAUGCCUCAGGCGAAUGGUUGAAGAAUGUUACAGCGCAAUCUCGAGAAUACAUUAAGAACCGUGGAGAACAAUUCGACGUGCUUCAGGGACGUCUGAAGGCCGUCACGGAGCUACAUAACAAUCUGGCAGAGCUUUGUGAAGCCAGACAACAACUGUUGCUACGAGCCAAAGACUACUUUCAGUUCAUUCAAAGCAUCGAAGACGAGAUGCACUGGGUCGUGGAGAAGAUCCACUUCUGCCGUACCGUGCCAAGAGAUCUGAACAACAUUUCUCAGCUGAAUCGCCAGUUCCAAACCCUCAAAACUGACAUGGAUUCGCACUGGAAGAGGAACAGACAACUUGGCGACAAAUCACGCCAAAUCCUCCAAACAACUCCAAUCAAGGACGACAGUACAGGCAAGAUUAAGGUACUACAACAAAGAUGGGAGGAUUUGCGUGAGGAAUCUGGAAAACUGUCCGAAUGGUUGGCCGAAGCCGAGCAAGUAUCACAAUACUUCCAGGAAGUGAACGACGCCGAGUCGUGGAUCAAGGAGAAGCUCCCAUUGGCCAAGUCAAACGAUUUCGGCCGGGACUUUUCGACCGCUUCAUCCUUGGCCAAAAGACAUGGCUACUUGACGGAGGAGAUUCAGGGCUACCGUAAAGACAUUCUGAAGCUGGACGAAAAGGCUUCAAAUCUGGCAAACACCAAGUUCUUCACAGAAGAAGCUAUAGAUUCGGAAGAUGGUGAGGUUAGGGAAAGUGUAGUACCAAGAGUCCAAGUACUCUAUACCUACGAGCCAGAAGCCAAACAACGAGCUGGAAUCCCCGUGGUUAAAGGAGAUGUACUCGCUCUACUGGACAAGACCACAGACGAUUGGUGGAGAGUGCUGAAGCAGGACGGUGUAGAAGGAUACGCUCCAGCGAAUCAUUGCAAAGUUUUGGAUGGAGAGACAGUUACUGUAAGACAUCGUGUAGCCAAAAGUAAGGGCGCCAUUCUUCAACGCCAAGAAGCCAUCAACCACGAAUACAGAAGACUACAGAACUACUCCCAAACCAGAGCCCGGCUACUGGCUGACGCAGUGAAAUUGUUCAGAUUUGGCAACGAAUGCGAUGAUUUCGAACGAUGGGCUCAAGACACGAAGGCACUGUGUCUCGAAGAAACUCCAGUAGAUCAUAUUGUUGCAUUCAGAAAGAAGUUUGACAAGCUGGAAAACGAUGUUCACAACAAUGGAGGUACCCAACUGAAGAGAAUCAACGAAAUGGCCGACGAGUUGGUGGCCGAAGGACAUUCCAAAUCCGACAACAUCAAGGCCAGGCAAGGCAGAUUAAACCAGAUCUGGGCAGAGCUACAGAAACUACUCAAAAAACAAGCUGAAAAUCUUGAAGCGGCCGAAAGACUCAACGAAUUCAAGGACAAAUGUGAUGAUAUGAGAGCCUGGAUGGAGGAGAAGUUCGCUCUUCUCAACCGUCGUCCAGAAUCCAACGAUAUUCGUGCGCUACAGGCUUUACAACGUCAUUACCAGAAUCUUAAGCGUGAUUUGGUACCAUUGAAGGAAAGAAUGAUGGAUUUGGAAGAAAAAGGAGCAGAAAUCAAGCGGAGACACCCAGAACAUUCGAGAGAAACCGACAGAGUUUUGGCUGAGCUACAAGCCAUGCACGCAGAUUUGGAACGCCAAGCACGGCAGAGAAUGGAAGAAGCCGAACAAAGCCAAGGACAACAGCUUUUUGAUAAUGAAGCCAGAAGCCUUAUCGAUUGGGCCGUGAAGACAAAACAACAAAUGUUGGAAGAGCCAGUAGGCGGAGAGCCAGCUGAAGAGCUGGUCAAACGUCACGAUGACUUGAAGGAUAAGAUCAAUGCAAAGGACUAUGAGUUCAAGUAUGUUGAUGAUUUGGGAAGAAAACUGUUGAAGAAGAAUCCCAACCUCAGGAAUGUAGAAGAGACCCUACACAAGGUUCACAAAGCGCGUCAAGACCUGGAAGACGCGUGGAGACGUCGUGAAAAUGAAUACAAACAACUCUUCGAUCUCCAGGUAUUCAACCGUGAAGCCGAGAGAAUCGACGCUCUGAUGCGCGGCCAAGAAGUCUUCCUAGACACCAACAACAUUGCGGAUUCCGUGGAAGGUGUAGAACAACAACGCAAGCUACAAGACGACUUUGAUCAGCAAUUGUACGCUGAAGAAGGUCGAGUCAAAGAAUUCUGCGAACGUGCCGAACGUUUGAUCGAGUCUGAUCAUGCUCACUCCAAUUUCAUUGCCAGAAAACGUGACGACGUACUGGAAAGACGUGCUAGAUUGUACGUAGCUGCUAAACAAAGACGUGCACGAUUGGAAGAUGCCUUGGUCUUCCAGAAUCUGCGACGAAAUGCUGAUGAAUUGGCUAAUUGGAUUGCUGAUAAAAGAAGAAUCGCCAUGGAUGACAGCUUCAGACACGAUCCGAAUGCUCUAGAUCGCAAGCUGACAAAGCACGAUGCUUUUGUAGCCGAAUUGAAGUCGAACUACGGUGUGCUACAGGAAAUCACACGAGAUGGAGAAGCGUUGAUUGCUCAACAACACUUUGAAUCUCCACAAAUCGAGGAGAUUCUCCAGAAUCUGGGUGAAGAUUGGACUCAAUUAACCCGACUGGUCGAUCAAAAGUCUCACAAUCUGAAAGAAGCUGAUGAGAAGAAGCACCUGGAUCGUAUGAUUCGAGAUGCCAAUUCAAAAUUGGAUGAGAUCGAAACUCAGCUAGCUACAACCGAACAGAACGCUGCUGGCGGUCUUCGAGCUGUUCAGGAGUUGAUCAAGAAGAAGAACGAAAUCGACAAGGAGAUCGUCCUUCUGGAGGGUAAAAUCGGCGAGAUCUCAGAGCUUGGUCAUCAUAUGGUGAAGAAAGGCCAUCAAGACUCAAAUGAAAUCAAACACAACAUUGAUGCCUUGAUCAACCGCUUCGAUGCGCUACAAGACCCAAUCAACCGUCGCCAACUGAUUCUGGAAGAAUCUCUAAAAUGGAGACAAUUGGCUUUCGAUGCUGACGUUGAGCUACAGUGGAUUCAGGAGAAGAACAAAAUGAUGGAAGCCGGCUUGGUCGGCCGUACAUUACAUGAAGCCAUCAGCAUGUUGAAGAAGCACGAUCAACUUGAUGCAGAAGUGUCGGCACACAAACCUAUCGUCCAGGCUACACUCCACAAAGGCGAAGAACUGAUUAAACAACGUCACAUGAGUUCGAAUCUGAUCAAAGACAAGUGUAGCGAGCUGGAUUCGGCAUGGAGACAGCUGAUGCACGGUGUCAAGAACAGAAGACAUCUUCUGGAAUGGUCCAAGGCUCGGGAACAGUAUUUGGCCGACGUGGCCGAAGUCGAGCUCUGGAUCAACGAAAAACAAAACGUCGUUCUGUCGCGCACAGAAGACGUCGACAUUACCGGAGCCGAGCGUGCCUUAGGAUCGUUGAAGGCUUUGGCUAAGGAUAUGACACCAUACAGAAGAGAGCUGACCGACCUGAGAUCAAAGGCCAAGGAAUUGACUGUAGAUGAGAAUCCGAAAACUGACGCCCCAGUCCAACAACGUCAAGAGAAGGUCGAAGCAAUGUUCGCGGAUCUAGAGAACCUAGUAACGGAGAAACAAAAAGAUAUGGAGGUAUUCAUCUCAUUAUGCCACUACAAACAAGAGUCCCACGACUUAGAACAAUGGAUCGAUACCCAACUACACACUGCUAUGGGCGAUGACUAUGGCCGAGACUUUGAACAACUUCAAGAGCUCAAAAACAAGUUCAAUGAGUUCAGACAGAACGUCAAGGUUGGCGGUGAACGUGUCGUUCUUUGCGGAAAAGCUGCUACAGAUUUGCAGUCAAAGGUUCAACCAGGUUCCGAAUACUCACGUGACAUUCUGAAGAAGCAGGAGAAGCUCAGAAGCGCAUGGAGUCUACUGUGGCAGUACAUUAAUUCAAAGGCGGCACGAUUGGAUGCAGCUGGAGAGAUCCACGAGUUCAAUCAAAACGUUCAGGACCUUCUGGAGCGAAUGAUCGAAAAACGAAUCACUUUGUCUACUGACUAUGGCAGAGACAAAAAGCAGGUCUAUGAUCUGAUAACAAAGAAUGAAGUGGUUAGAAAUGAAGUUGAACAAUACCAUGAACAACUAAAGAACCUUCUCGAGCGUGGUGCUGAUCUGAAGCAAAAACACAAAGGGCCAAAUGCUGAGCACAUCAACGAAGAGCUGAACAGACUGACAGAAGAGUAUGGUCAACUCAAUGAUGCCGUCAACCAUCGUAGAGCCAAACUGGUGGCAGCCUACGACUUCCAGAAAUACAACGCCUUAUGCCGAGACGUCAUCAGUUGGACAGACAUCGCCAAUGCCGAGAUGCAAAACGAACAAACCAUCCCUGACCUACAGUCAGCUCAAUGGUACAAGAAGGAACACCAACGGCUACGGGCUGAGAUCGACGCUCGUGAAGAGGAAGUGAACCGAAUCCAAGAAUUCGCUGAACAAAUGAUCGCCCAAGGUCAUUAUGCCACAACUAACAUUAGAAACCGACUGGAGGAUGUUGUGAAUGCCUACGAAGCAGUGAGAAGAGAAUGGGCCAUGAGAUACGACUGGAUCAUCCAAGCCGAACUGUCUCGUGGCUUCACAAGAGACGCCAACCAACUUGUCGAUUCAGUACGAGCAAAGAUGGAUAUCUUGAGCCAAGAUCGUGUCAUGUCAUCGGUAGAAGACGUGGAAAGUCAAAUGAAACAGUUUGUUACAUUCACCAAGGCAAAACAACAGAUUGACGAAAGAGUGGAACAACUCGACACUCUGGCCAAACAAUUUGUGGCCGAAGACCACAUUGACAAGGUAUCGAUCCAAAAGAUCAACAAAUCAGUUCAAGAACAUCUUCACACUCUCGGAGAUCAGAUGGACAUCGUACGAAGAGAGUUGGAGGACGCUUUGAAGCUGGCCAAAUUCGAUAGUAAUGUCAUGGAGCUGGGCAACUGGGUGGAAGAGAAACUGAACAGAAUAAAGCUACAAACCGAAGCCGAAUUCAGACAGAACUCGUUGGAAGACAAGCUGAAACACAUUAAGCAUCAUCAAGCUUUGGAGAUUCAGUUGUCUACCAACGAACCCAGAAUCCGAGCAGUAGCUGAUGAACUCGCUCACUUCCAACGCACUCCAAACUCGCUUCCAGAAGGCGUGAUCCAACGUGCCGUUUGUCUGCUUCGUCGUUGGGAUGAACUGAAACAACGUUCCCGACAUCUGAAUGCUGCGCUACAAGAAGCAAGAGAGUUAUUCGACUUUUAUCAGAAUGUAGAGCGAGUCCUCAGUUGGAUUCGCGAGAAACAACUUCUGAUUCAAGCCGAAGACAACGGCCGAGAUUACGAACAUUGUGAACAGCUUCUGGAAAGAUUGAUUGGAAGACAAGCUGAUCAAUCUGUAGACGAAGAAACUCUUCAACAAGUUAAUCGUCUUGGUGCCAAUUUAAUUGCUCAAGGAUCCGAAAACAAAGCUGACAUUCAAGCUAGCUUGGACGAAGUGAACUCAGCCUGGAGAAACCUACAAGGCGGAAUCCAACAGUACCGUAACACGCUGCAAGCUGCCCUGGAAGUCCACAAAUUCAACUCGGAUACGGCUGAAACUAACGACAGAAUCCACGAGAAGGCUCGAGGUCUACAGUCAAGCGAAACCGGCAAAGACCUUCGCGAAGUUGAGGAUCUAAUACGAAAACAACAAGCCGUGGAACGAGAUAUGACCGCGAUCCUGAAGAAACUUCAAGAACACGAUGUAGAAGCCAAAAAGCUGUUCGACAAAAACCCUCCACUCUUCGACACCAUCGUACAAUCCCUGCAGACGCUACAGAACAGCUGGCAAGCGCUUGAUGGCCUUGCCGAAUCCAGGAAACUAAAACUGAAGCAAAGCGCCUACGUCCAUCGCUACUUUGACCUGGUGAAGCGAACCGAACAAUGGGCCAAUCAAAUUCGAACCAAAAUGGUGUCGUAUGUUCGGCCGAAGAGCGUAGCCGACGCUACCGCUUUAAUAUCGGCACAUAACGAGAAGUUGGUGGAAAUCGAGUCAAGACAAAGUGAUCUAGGCGAACUAAGGAAGCUUGGUGAAGUUGUGAUCAAUGAGCAACCAUCGAUGAAGGCUGAUAUUCAAAGAACUCAUCGCAGACUUCAGAAUAUUGAACAUCAGAUCAGACAAACCUGGGAACAGGAAAAUGUCGCUCUUCAGAGAGCGUUGGAGCUUCAGGUAUGUGGAUUUAUAAAAUACAGCUAAAAUUUUUAAAAAGUUAAUUUUUACCAAAAUUUGUGACAUUUCGUACUUUUUAUAUUGGGCAGGUUGCAACUAUUGAUUUUUUGAAAAAAUAUUUGUUUUGAAAAUUAAAUUUUUUUAUAAAAAUAGGAAUUAAAAUGCCUUUAUAAAAAUGUUUUUGGUUUUAAAACUAUUCAUAUAUGAAAAAGGAAAUUUUAUUUAAUCUAUAAUUUAUAUUUUUUUGUAUUAUGGAUAAUAUCACGCAAAUUUUUUUAAAAUUAUAACUUUUACUAGUCAACGUUUAUAUUAAAUGAAAGAGCAUAAAAUUAGCUUUGAAAUGAUGUAUAAUUUAUUGCGAAAAUUUUAUUUUUAACGUAUUAUAAAACUCGUUAAAUUUUUUAGCUUUAUAUGUAUUUAUUGAUAUUUUCAGAAACUCCACUCCGAAAUCACCCAAGCCGAGUCAUGGUUGAGUGGCAAAGAAGCCUUCGUCAACGACUACGAUCUAGGAGACUCGGUGGACACCGUGGACAUGUUAAUCAGAAAGCACGACAACUUUGAAAAGACUUUGUUUGCACAAUCCGACAAAAUCGAGAACCUGAAGGCUGGUGUUCACAUUUUGGAUGAAUGUUCCGAGCCAGACGUCGAGAAAGUCCGACAGAAGUAUGAAAUUGUAGUUGAGCGAUACGAACGUCUAUUAGAAUCGUGUAAAAUCAAGAGAGAAAAGUUGGAGGAAUCGCUGAAACUACACGAUUUUGUUCGAUCAUGCGCUGAGUUGAUCACUUGGAUCAAUGCAAAACUGCAGUUGGCUUAUGAUGAUAGUUAUGUGGAUCCGACUAAUUUGAGGAGCAAGUUACAGAGACAUCAGACUUUUGACGCUGAACUUCAGCAAAGUGACGAUAGAGUUGAGGCCAUCAGGAGAGAAGGCGAGAAGCUGAUCAAUGAAGCUCAUUAUGAGAGUGAACGGAUUCAAGCUCAGCUAGAUGAGGUUAUGAAUGGAUGGAAUGAACUGAAAACGUAAGGAAAUGUGGUAUUGGACUUGAUAUUUUAUUUUUUUUUAAAUUUUUUAACAAUUUUAUUACAUAAAAUAAAAAUAUUAUGUGCAAAAAACCACUAAAAGAUAGUUCUGAAUAAUUUUAAAUGUAAAAUACGUUGUCUAAAGUUUCCAUUUUAGUGUGUCAGCUGAAAAAAUGAUUCGUCUAAAGGAAUCUUACGCUGCUUAUCAGCUAGUGAGAAAGGUGAACAAGAUCGACGCUUGGUUGGAUCAAGUUGAACGUGAAUUGGGCACUGAAGACCAUGGAUCGGAUGUUCAAUCGGCUGAGAAUUUGGUCAAGAAACACUCUCAAUUAUGUACUGAAAUUGAAGCCAAAGAGCCUUUGGUACUGGAAACAGUUGGAAAGGCCAAGCAGUUGAUGAAUAUUGUAAGGUUUUGAUGUGUUUUAGAGUUUUUAGGUGUAAAAUUUUUGAAGAAUAUGGAUAUUUAUGUGUUGUUGAAGCUUUAAUUAUCUAAAAAACAUGACACACUUCGAAUCAUUUGUUUUUAUCACUACUUUUUUAAAGGAAAAAGUAAUUUUUGAUGUAUUUUAGGUAUUUUUAAUUAAAAAAUCUUGAAAAAUAUAAUUGUAAAUCUAUUUUUAGCAAAAAGAAGACAUUCGUUCUCUCCUCCAGCACGCUGAAGCCGUCAAAACUCGCUACAACGAGCUAAAGGACCCAUGCAAGAACCGUGCCGAGAAUCUAGACGAAGCUCUCCGUUACUUCCAAUGGGCAGCCGAAGCCGAUGAAGAAUUGGUAUGGUUAGCCGACAAAGUUCCUCAACUUCGCUCUAAAAACUAUGGUAACUCUUUGAGGGAAGCCCAGUCAUUAAACAAAAAGCAUGAGAUUCUACAGCAAGAAAUCGAAACCCAUCAGAAUUCGAUUCAGAUCCUGGAGAAGCGUGGCGGACAAAUGUUUGAAGCCGACCAUUUCAAUCGAAUUGACAUCCGAAACAAAAUGACAGAACUUGUUGACCAGUUUGAGUUGUUGUUGAAUUUGAAUGCCGAAAGAAGUGUUAGACUCUCAGAAUCCUUGAAGUCACAACAAUAUUACGCUGAGUUGAGUGAAGCUGAACAAUGGUGUAGAGAGAGACUACCACUGGUCGAUAACGAAGACACUGGAGCCAACCAAAGUGCGGCCGAUGCUCAUCUACGAAGGAUUCUGGCUCUAGAAGGCGAGAUUCGCAAGUUCCACGAUGAAGUCAAAAGGCUACGUGAAAUCAGCGAACAACUAGUCCAAAUGAAUCACUUUGACGCCACCCAACUCACGGCACGUCAAGUGAAUCUGGAGAAGCAUUUCGAAGAUCUUCAGGCCAAGUGGGUCAGAAGACGGACACGAUUGAUGGAUGCUUCUGCCUUCUACAAGUUCAUGAGACAAGUCAACGAACUGACAGCUUUGUUGCUUGAAAAGGAACAUCAAGCCAUGUCAAAUCAGCACGGUCAGAACCUUGAUGAAGGCAAAGAACUCAUCGAUGAAUUCCAACUGAUUCUGAGGGAAUUAUCAACCUACGGAGAGAAGCUACACAACAUCAGAAGCUACGUGAAGCAAGAACAACUGCUUCGACCAGGACAUCCUUACGAAACUUCGAUUCAUACCACGAUGCAAGACCUACAGGACCUCUGGAGUCGUGUCAACACUUUGGCUAAUGAAAGAGAACGAGCCCUACAAGAUGGUCAACGAGUCCAUGCUUUCAGUCAAGAUGCUGAUGAGAUGUUGAUCAGAUUAGGCGAGAAGGAAGCCCACAUCGUGUUGAGAGAGCAGGAAGACGGUCUAGCUGAUGUAGGCUUGGCUACAGUGAAAUCAUUGGCUCAACAGCAUGAAGAGUUCUUGAAGUCGCUGAAUGUGAUUGAAAGACAAGUUCAGGAGCUAUGUGAACGAGCUGAGAGAUUGUGUGAAGAGUUCCCAGACGCUCGAGGACGUGUGGAAAGCUACAAGGAGGAUCUGGAGUUGACACUGAAGGAUAUUCAACAAGCUACCUUGAAUUACUCAGAGAGAAUCAGACAAGCCAAGAAUAAGCAGGCUUACUUCCAGGAAUGGAGGGAUCUGAUCAGCUGGGCACAGCUUAUGAGGACUAAAAUUUUAGGUAAAUUUUUGAAAUUUUAGUUAACAAAAAAUCAAUUUUAGACCAACUUUUAUAUUUUAAAUUACCUUAUUUUCAGGAGAAGCCCUGCCAAGAGACCUACAAGGUUGCCAAGCAUUGGACGUCCGCCACAAUGAAUAUUACUCCGAAAUCAAGCAACGUGAACCCCAGAAGCAAGCGUUCGUCGCCGAAGGUCGCAAAAUGAUCCAAGCCGGCAACGCUUUAAGCCAAGAGAUCACCAACCGUAUUGAACAACUUGAAGAUGGCUUCAGGCUACUUUACGAAUACUGGCAUUCACGUCAACGCAUCUACGACGAAAACCAAGACGUUAUCAAAUGGCUACACAACGCUUCUCUGCUCGAGAAAUGGCUAGCCGAAAGAGAAGGUUUGCUGGUUAUAGACUGGAGUCAAGCCGAUUCGGUAGAACAAGUCGAAGAGAUGAUCAGACAGUACGAUGAUUUCUUGGCCACAUUAGAUGCUCAAAGUCCUCAAUUUGAAGCGUUGAGAAGGAUGACAAAGGUGGAAGAGAACUGGAACAGGCUAAAGGCUUCGGAAAGCAGCCAAAUGUUUGCAUCAACAAGCUCGAGCGUGAAUAGAAGAGAAAGCAGCUUGGGAGAGAACAGGAGGGACACUCAGUCAAUUAAAACGGUCGAAAAGAAGAAGAUUUUGCAGGAAAAACGACAGGAACGAGAGAGGAGAAAGACGCAGGAGAUCACUUUGUUGAAGAGAACUCCAAGUCAGGUAAGGAAUUCUGAGGAUUUGGUCGAAAAGUGAAUGGAAAAGUGAAAGUUUUGGCUAGAUUUCAAUAGUAAACUUAGUGUGGUCGAUAAUUAAUUGUAUAAAAUUUGAAAAUGAAAACUUUUUUCCGAUUUUUUAUUAAAAAACUACCUUUUUCCAUAUACUUUUGGACCAAAAAUCAAGAAAUUUCAAAAUUAUAAUGAUUAUGCCAAUUCAUGUGCUCUCUGCCAAUGUUUUGAGUACUAACCCGCUAAUAGAAUCACGUGUUCGAUGAGCGUUUAAUCGAAUUUCCUCCAAAUGUUUCUUUGUCCCAAUGCAAUGGCCAAUGACAAGAUGUUAUUUCUCAAAAUAUGCGACGAAAAGCUAAUUUUUGGCACUCUCUGCCAGAACUAAUUGCACGAAUCCUUUUUUGUUGGAAAAUCGCCGGAAAACACGUUUGAUUUCCUUUUGUUUUUGCGGCCCCAAAUCUUGCGCCUUUAGGGCUUUUUUGGAAUUUAACACUUUUUUCUAGAAAAAAUUAAAUUUUUUUAAAACGUGGUUUAAGGUGGAGGUGGGGGACUUUUAUUGUUAUUUUUGGGUUUUAUGGAUUGGCAUGGGUUUUAACUUUUAGCUGGGCUUGGGUGGGGUAGGGUGGUGAGGUUUGGGUGGGUAGAGUAGUGACUUUUGGGUGGGUAGGGUAGUGAGGCUUGGGUGGGUAGAAUAGUGACUUUUAGGUGGGUAGAGUAAAAGUUGGCCCGCGAGCCAAGCUUGAAAAUUUGACCCACAGGUCGGGUUUGAAAAGUGAGGCGAUUUUGCAAAAAAAAAGGGGGGGUGUGGUAUAAUCUUUUUGUUUUUUGAAAUGAACAGGGUGGGCUAAGUUAACAUUUUUUUCAAAAAAAAAUUUGGGGGUGGAUUUUCUAGCCUUUCUUUUCUACUUUUCAUUCCUUUUAACUCCCUACCUACAAUAAACUUGGUUUAUGACAGAUUUUUAUUUUCAAUUCUUUAAAUUUUAACAUUUUCAGGAAAACACAACCUUUUCAAACGCAUCCACCUUACCUCGUUCCCGGCCAAAUCGAGCCUCAGACCCAAUCGAAUCAAUUGGAAUUGAAACCUUAUCGAUUUCGCAACAAGAACUUCGUCAUCAACCGAACCAAGACCUUCACAUUCAAACCAACGGUCAACAAGAUCAAACAGGACCGUUAUCAGCUGGCAGCAGCAACACUGGUACGCUAACAUCACGAAGAUCCGGAUUCCAUACUCGGCGGACGCAGAGUAUCAAGAAUAUGCGACAAUGGGCGGACCUGAAGAGUAUCGACAUGAAUGGCAGUUUGGACCGGAAGGAACGACUUCAGAGUGGCGGAAAGAAGCCUACUUUCAGGUCGUGGAGGAACUUCUACACGAUUCUAUGUGGCCAUAUGUUGUGUUUCUUCAAGGAUGAGGAUUCGUUGUUUGAUAACAAGGCGUUGGCUAGUGUUAGUAUCAGAGACGCGGUCUGUGUGGUGUACCCAGAGUAUUUAAAGAGGAAGAACACUUUUAAGUAGGCUUUUUUUUAUUUUUUAAGUUUUUUCUUUAAUUGUUGUAACAAACGUUACUGUAAAUAUAUACGGUAAUACAAUUCCUUUUUCCAGGCUGAAUACUCACGAUGGAGCUGAGUACCUAUUCUCAUGCAACAGCUACCAAAGCAUGGUGGAAUGGGUGGAUAAGAUCAACUUCCGAGCCCGAUUAGACCCUCAAAACCAGCUGAAAACGUUUGCUAAUGAGCAUUCACCUUGA
Messenger RNA from Bursaphelenchus okinawaensis, 14449 nucleotides. Lineage: Eukaryota; Metazoa; Nematoda; Chromadorea; Rhabditida; Aphelenchoididae. The record is from the annotation of a GenBank genome assembly.